CUUUUUCGGAACAAAUUAAGUUUUCCUCUUUCCUGUGGAAAGAGUGAGAUUUGUUCUGGGAAGUUUCCAGAGCAUUCCAUGGCAGCUGCGGGAAGAGCACCGCCAGGCGCCCGUCAGCACCGAGGCGUCCCCUCUCUGGACUCUCAGGGUCAGGGUGCGAUUAGGCAGUUGGAGUAUCAGCUGCAUCUGGAACAGCGAGUUUCUGGAUUAUUCCGAAGAUGGGGCCGCCUUCCCGCACCGCAGCUCUUCCUUCUGCGCGGGCCUGGCGCUGGGUCCAAGUAGAGCAGGUGUGACCCGUUCGUCCGAGCAACCCGCCCUGUGCAGCGGGAAGCAGCGCCUGGAGGCCGCGUUCUUGGUGUUUAGUUCGGGAGGCCGAGGACGUUGGUUCUCGUGCAGAGUAACCUGUCCGUCAGUCUGCAGGGUCGCUCUGUGCAGAGCAGCAGGAUCGCGGGGUGUUCUCCCGUCGAGCGCUGCUGGGGACGCUCGGGCCGGGGCGCGCGGGGAGCGUGGAGGGCGCUGUCCGCCCGGCGACCGAGGGUGGGCCGGCCUCUCGUGUGCGGGGCUGUCCCCUGUGCCUGCCCGAGGGGGGACCGCUGGGCGUGCUCGCGCGAGGCGGGCUCUGAACAGCUUGACCCUGCCUCAUGGCGAAAGCUGUGCGCCGAGGCAGGGAGCUGGGUCAGGGUUUUGCCAUGAAGGUGACAGGACAGGAAGGGUAAGAAAAUGGAGAACACCAAGGGAGUAGCUGUUGUGGUUGAUGUCCGAGGAGUCGGAGCAGUUAGGAGGGCAGUUAGUCCUCGAGGGAGGCCACGGGCCGUGGCACAGUGGUGCGGCCACAGAGGGAGGUAGCGGUCGCAGCAGGAAAGUGUGGGUGGGAGUGGCCGCGUGAGGGACGCGGGGCUUGGAACGAGGAGUCCGGGGGUGCUAGUCCGCGCCGCUGAGAUGGUGCCGACUGUGACCCUGGAGUCCGUGGUGGGGUGGGGAGCACGUGGCUGGAAAGGAGGGUGCUGGAGACCUGAGGGCAACUUGCAGAGGCUCGUAGCCAAGAACGGGGAGAAUGGUGGUGCCGAGGAGGAGCGCGGCCACGGGGUCCUCAGGCGGCUGGAGGCCCGAUGUCAGGCCGUGCUGUGGCUGCGUGGCUGUGUGGGCGGCAGGGUGUGGAGCUGUAUGUGCGUGGGGGGCCCUGUGGCGUUCUGCGUUCUGGAAGGCAGGACCCUGCAAGGAAGGGAGUCCCAUGGGUGGGUUGCGGGGGGUGCUGGCUCUGAGCAGGAGCGAGGAGCGCCGCUCACGUGGCUGUCGUGGACGUGGGAGGUGGGUGGCAGCCACAUGUCAGCCUUGUCGUGGGCUCCUCAGGCCUCGGGCGGUAAGGCCGCAGAGCGCUGGGACCUCGCGGGGGAAGAGCUGUGUCCAGAAGACGCGCUGCUCCUGGCUGAGAAAAUUAAUUCAGCACUGCCUUCACUUCUUAACACCUGUGGUUGCAUGAAACCCGAGUAUACCCAGCCCAGAGCAGUCCUCGGCUUCAGUGAGAUUUGCAGCAUUUUCAUGUUUUGUGAGACCCUGUCUCCACCUGUGUAUUACUGCAUGGGCUGAAACUGGAGUCCAGUUUGGCUGAAAGGAGUCCUUAUGAGUCCACAUGUUUCUGCUGAACUUGUAAAAGAGGCACUUGGAUGAUGGAUUAAUAGGAACAUUGAGAUUCUGUGAAAAGUUUGAAAUCGGAGAGUAUUCAAUUUUCACCCUAGUCCAGCAGCUGUGCUGCUCACUUAAAUACAGAUGAAUGAAGACCCCAUUCGGGAAGACCCCUGGCCAGCGGUCCAGAGCGGAUGCAGGCCAUGCUGGUGUGUCCGCAAGUAUGAUGAAGAAAAGGACGUCCCACAAAAAACAUCGGAGCAGUGUGGGGCCGAGCAAACCUGUUUCCCAGCCCCGGCGGAACAUCGUGGGCUGCAGGAUUCAGCACGGCUGGAAGGAGGGAAGCGGCCCUGUCACCCAGUGGAAGGGAACCGUGCUGGACCAGGUGCCUGUAAACCCUUCUUUGUAUCUUAUAAAAUACGAUGGAUUUGACUGUGUUUAUGGACUAGAACUUAAUAAAGAUGAAAGAGUUUCUGCGCUCGAAGUCCUCCCUGAUAGAGUUGCGACCUCCCGGAUCAGCGAUGCGCACCUGGCCGACACGAUGAUCGGCAAGGCGGUGGAGCACAUGUUUGAGACGGAGGACGGCUCCAAGGACGAGUGGAGGGGGAUGGUCCUGGCACGCGCCCCCAUCAUGAACACGUGGUUCUACAUCACCUACGAGAAGGACCCCGUCUUGUACAUGUACCAGCUUUUAGACGACUAUAAAGAAGGCGACCUUCGCAUUAUGCCUGAUUCUAACGAUUCUCCUCCAGCAGAAAGGGAGCCGGGAGAAGUUGUGGACAGCCUGGUGGGCAAACAGGUGGAGUAUGCCAAAGAGGACGGCUCCAAGAGGACUGGCAUGGUCAUUCAUCAGGUGGAGGCCAAACCGUCGGUCUAUUUCAUCAAGUUCGAUGACGAUUUCCAUAUUUACGUCUACGAUUUGGUGAAAACAUCCUAGAUGUCAUCAUGGACUUGGCCAAAUUUGUGGAACUAUUAAAUGUAUAAUUUGUAGACAUAAAGACUUGAUUGCUUUCCAGUUUAAUGAAAGCUUAAAUGUCCCUGCGAACCCACAAUCUCUGCCAGCAGAACCAGUUUGUUCUGAAUAGUACAGAUUGAUGUGAACACAGAGCAUUUUGUGUAAGAACUCCUUCCUCUUACGAGAAGUCUGUGUGUCUGGAGGGGAGUUACAGGCAAGUUUGGUGGAGUUAAGAUAGCACCGCGGUCGUGUAAACUGGACUGGACCGCCCCAGCCCCCCAGCACUGUACUUCUUCCCACCUGCUGCCACGCUGCAAGCAUGGUCUGGCGCUGUCGGUACUGCCUUCUUCGUCGAGACGUGUAUGGACCUCUCUCUCCCUGUCCGCAUCCGUGUGUGUCCAUACGCGCCACACACACACACACACACAGACACCCACCCACACGCUUCCUUGGCAGUCCUUUCCUUGUGGAUUGGGGCGGGGGUUCAGUAAUAUUCUCCAGUUUAACAGGAGUGCUUGUCCUCAGUCAGUCUGAUUUCGUAUAUUACUGCUGUUUACUUAAAAGUAAAUGUGGGCACAGGAGACACAGAGAUGUUCAGCGUGUUUUGGAAGUCAGAAGUUCAGACACCUUUUCAGUCUGGAGGCUUUAAACCAUCAGUCCGAAUAGGAAUCAUUUGUGAACAGUUGCUGGACCCACAUUAGAAUUUAACAAAACAGAAAGCUGGGUAAAAAGCUGCCUUUAAUUUCUAAGCUUUGUAAAAUUUUGUUUACAUUUUUUAUCAUAAAUACUUUUUUUGUUUUAAAGCAAAGCCCAGGUACUUGGUCCACACGGUGUGAUGCCGGGGUGCCUUGUACGGCACAACCUGGUCUGUUAGUCUGUACGAUCAGCAGUCUGGAUUCUAGUACGUGAUUUGAGAAGCAACAGCGCGCCAGUGGUUUGUGUGCAUGUGGUAAGUUCCUGGCGGAACCUAGUGCUUUGAUCCGAGACAUACAAGUUGGAGAGUGGUGUUGUGGCCUUCUGACAAGUUCUCUGGGACACUUUUAUUUUUAUUACUGUUCUUACUGAUACGUGGUUGUGGUCAGAAGGCUUCCCCCAGCUUUUCCCCACAGAGAGUAUGUAGACAUGUCACGGCCUGGGUCCCCGACACUUUCUGUGGUGCUGAGUGCGCUUGGCUCCCGGUGUUCUGCUGACGGGGACUCUCCUGUCAUCGUGCUAGCCUGUGGGUGUGACUGUGGCCCUCAGCCUCACAGCCCUUUCGUGGCUUGUUCCUGCAAGGUGGUUUUGACCGAAGUAGAAUCACAGAAGUGGUUGGGUGGCAGCGACAUCGUCAUCAUCUGUCACGUUGUUUCAGAUGAGCCCUGCCAGUUUGAAAGCCAGGAGAGAGGCCGCACGGAAUGCAGUAUCUUGUGGAGGUUAAAGAGCUUACCUGAGGGUCAGGCAGAAGGCUGAAUGCACGUGUUGCCAGCCGACUACCAGCAGUCCGUGCGGCCUCUGUCACGGCUGUUCUCAGUACUGGAGGUUCUGUUGUUGGUGGCCUUACUGUGCGCGGUCCGCGUGGUGCCUGCUUUGCCUUUGGAAGGCUGUGCGUUGGCAUGCUGUUGGACAGUGACCCCCGCGCUCUAGAAUGCAGUGCCUCCCCUCGGGCCGCGGAGGGGAGCUUGUCUGCCUCUGCGCCUCUCCCCGCGGUGCCUGCCUGGUCUCACACUUCUCUGGCUUCAGCAGGGGUCGUGCUGCACGACUGUCCGUCACCUCUUUCCCAGUGGCUCUGGUCAGGAGUCCCUGCAUGCCGGUCUCCAGGCUGAGUCUGCUCCCCGAGCACAGGUAGACACGUGUGCCCCGAGAGUAGGACGUCUGGUGUGUGCACUGUACGAACAUGGUACAGUGACUUUGGACUGAAAACCAGUGUUCUUUGGAGUAUCCUGAGGGCUGGGUCAGUGGCAACCUUCCCAGCGUCACUUGACGACUUACAUCAUGGUUUUCCUGCGAGUACCUUUAGCACCUUCGAUACUACAUGGUCUGCCACUCUCCCGAUGAACGUGACACAUGAUGAUCACCAUUAUUUUCAUCAUUUCCAUUUGCUGCCUUUAGGACGGAAGGAAGGGGAAGGGGUUUUUUGUUGUUUUCCUGCCCCCCCCCCAACAAUUCUCUUUUCUUUUGGUGGCUUAACCCACACUUGCGCGGUGACUGAUUCCACUCCCUCGCCCGGUACUUCAGGCUUCGUUCUAGGCUCACGUUUCAGAUCUGCAUGCAUUGCUUGCCUUUUCCUGGUAUCAGAAUGUUGGUUCCUUGUUGUAGGAGCCCGACAUGAGUUUCCAAAAUUAUCAUGGGACUUGUGACUGCACAAGCCCUGAACCUGUAUAAAAUGUCCCGGCCUUCCUCACUGACCUGCUAUCGUGUUCCCGUGUCGUGUGCGUGUGACGUCCGGCUGCCACGUGAAGCUUCCGAGGAGAACCUUAAACGCAGACCAUCCUUUUUUGCAUGCUCUAUUCUAAGUAGAAUGUUCAAUGUAACUAACUGAACUUGCAUGUGGAAGAUAUUUAGGUUUUUUGUUUUCUAUCUUUGUUUUGAUUUUGUUUUCUGUUUCCUGUAUAUUUGCUUCCUGUGCCGUUGUAGUGGUCGUAGGAUGAGAAUGCACUGGCGAGCCAGCGCCAGCAGAAGGGGAUUUCCCAGCUCUGUCUGUCGUGCAGCAUUUGAAGGGACUGUGCAUUCUCGAAGCGCCCAGUCACCUCUCAGCCAGAGUUCAUUCCUAUUCUUGUUUUACGUGCCAAACCCCGCAGUGCAUUGGGCUCGAAUCUCUGAACCCUGUGGACCCAUUAGAAGACUGUUCGGAUUGUCACAAAUUGUAGUGCCUGAAAACAUGCGCAAGCGGAUUGUCUUAAAAAAAGAAAAAAAGAAAAAAGAAAGUUCUCCAAAGACAAAACAGGAACAAUUAUUAUAACAAAAUAAUUAUGGUUGAAAUGUCUGUGGUUCCUUGGAAAUGCUGCGCUUUUUGUAUUUCCACCAUUAGUGCGGUGUGAGCGGGUGUGCGUAGUUCCGAGGUCUUCGUGCUCGCACCUGACAGUUAGGUGAAUGACCUCAUCUUUCAGGCUUGAAUUCAUUUUUAAUUUUAUUUUAUACGAUGUGUAGACAGUUCCCUGUUCUCUGCAUUUAGAAGUAUAAACAAUAUAAAUCUGUUAAUUCUGUAAGUAAUUUUUAUAAUUAUGAUGUAACUCUAUCCUAUCCUUAAAACAUUUAAAAUAAACCCUUUAUGUGCAA
Messenger RNA from Mustela erminea (ermine), 5833 nucleotides. RefSeq names its product spindlin 1 (gene SPIN1). The coding region runs from base 1772 to 2560 and encodes 262 amino acids. NCBI's taxonomy places the organism in Eukaryota, Metazoa, Chordata, Mammalia, Carnivora, Mustelidae. Gene Ontology annotation, cellular component: nucleoplasm; cytosol. The transcript is spliced from 7 exons. The record is from RefSeq and is a predicted model, not a curated record. Gene Ontology annotation, biological process: gamete generation; regulation of DNA-templated transcription.